CCCCAGAACAGGUGCUUUGUUUACAACGAUCGGUGUGUAAAAGUGCAAAUUUAGUUCGGUGAUCAUGGCGAAAAGUGGCUUCUUGCAUAUGGCAAAAGUCCUUGUGGUUUUACGCUGAGGUAAAGGUGGCAAACGAAAGGCAAAGCAGUCGUGGAAUCGUUCACCCACUUCAGUGCAAAAAAAAAAUCGCUAGAAGCAUAAGAGAAAAAAAUCCGUGUGUUUCUUUGUACGUGUUUGUGUGAGUCGCUGUAAGUGUGUGUGUGUGUGUUCGUGUAUGUGUGUGUGCGGCCUUUGGCUUUCCUACGUCUGCUGUGUGAUUCACGCACAUGGGCUGGAUGCUGAACGGUUCGAUGGUCUCUAGCUCGCUCCAUCAGCCGUCCACGUUGCUGCGGGCGUCUCUGUCGUUUUCUUCCUUUUGGUUAUCCACGAUUUCUCCGGCUGUUCAUCUCUUCGGCGCGAUGUGAUGGUAUUGGAUGCUUCCUCCGAUGCUCCGAAACCGUACGGGGAGAAUAAAGGCAGCCAACACACAUACCAAACACUGCUACAUUCAAGCAUCUAAGCGUAGGAGCGGAGUUGGCUGGAGAUUGUGAAACGGUAUAGAACAAUAACAGAUCGCCACGACCGCAACUAUUCAGCUAGAAGCGAGACCACAUCACGGAACGGCAGUGUUAUUACUCUGUGGUUUGUAAACUUGUUGCUGGACUUUUCCGUCCAAGCACUACUGCAAUACUUUCCUUACUAUGUCCAAAUUGUGUGCGGUUUUUCUUUGCUAAUAAGUGCAGUGUUAUGAGAAAAUUCCCUGAAAGUGUGGUGACACCGUAAAAAAAUAGUGUGCUUCUAAUACACAGAGGCGGCAGUGUUCGAAAAAAACCGGCGUCGUUUCGAUUCCGAAUGCGAUUACGAAAUGUGCUUAGUUAGUGGUUAAAAAAUAAUAGUCGAUGUGUACCAGCGGCGCUUUUAGUCGGUGAAGCAUCCCCAUGUGCAUAUGAUUAGUGCGUGCGUGCAUGCGUGCGGGCAAAAAGUGAAAGUGUUCUCGCUCAUAGGGCUCAUCUAAAUGGUGCAUUUCGUCGCCAACAGCAGCAGCAGUAGCAGCAGCAGCAAUGACGCAUGUAAAGGAGGAGCUGUCCAAGGAUGUUACGCCGGCGGGCGACGGAGGCGGCGGUACCGGUGUCGGUGCCGCAACCGGGUUCCAUAAUCACCCGUCGCAGCCGCAGCAUCAUCACCACCAGCAGCCGCCACAAUCACUUCCCCCGCAUAAGGAGCAUCCGCUCGAGCUGGCGGACGAUCACAUGAAGUACGUCUUUUCGGGAAAUGCGCCCCAAACCGCCGGAUCUCAGGCAGCGCAGGCCGCCCAGCUGAUCGGUGGCGGCGUCAGCUCUGGCGGAGUGGGUAUCGGUGCGAAUCCGCUGGCCGGCCGGAUAAUGCUAGAAUACCAACGACCUACCGGCGGUGGCCACUCGCGCUCGGUCAGUCAUGGCGAAGGUUCGUUCGGCGGAUCGUUGGUGGGAAGCGGUGGCGCGGCCGGCCGACCUUCAGCCCUGAAGUCGGCGGUCAAGGGCGGUCACCAGCGGGCUCUCUCGCAGGGUCAAAUCAUGGAUGCCCCAACGAUUGCCACGCGGGGCCACAGCCGGGUUGGGUCGAAAACGGAUUUUAUUUUACCGCCCGGGCACAAGGACCAAUCGGAGCAGCGCGAUACUGCCGCUCCCCACUCUGCCACCUCCAUCAAGGGCCACUCGCGGCAAGCGUCACGAUCGGAGUCGAUCUACACCUUACGCCGGGCGGACAAGCCGCCCUGGUGGAAGCGUCUGAUGUUCUGUCGCACGGCCAGCAGCAAGCUGGAGGACCGAGGCUACCGGAUCGUGGUCCCGAACCAUACGGUGCCGCCCAAGACGCCCAAACGGGACCACCCGAAUGGGCGCCUGUGUGGUAACAAGAUUCGCACCACCAAGUACACGCUGCUCUCGUUCGUGCCGAAAAACCUGCUCGAACAGUUCCACCGUAUCGCGAAUCUGUACUUCAUCUUCAUCGUGCUGCUGAACUGGUUCCCGCAGAUCAAUGCGUUCGGCAAGGAGAUUGCCAUGAUCCCGGUACUGUUUGUGCUUGGCGUGACCGCGAUAAAGGAUCUAUUUGAGGAUCGCCGGCGGAAAGCGUCCGAUAAGCGCAUCAACAACUCGACCUGCCGCGUGUACAACGGUGAAUCAGAACGAUACAAGAAAGUCCUUUGGCAGGAUGUUCGUGUGGGCGAUCUCGUACAUUUGUCCAACAACGAAUGUGUACCGGCUGACAUACUGCUGCUCAAGUCGAGCGAUCCGCAUGGUGUGUGCUACAUCGAUACGUGCGAUCUGGACGGAGAAACCAAUCUGAAAAGACGCCAGGUGGUACGAGGCUUCGUCGAGAAGCAGCACAGCUUCGCUCCGAACAAGUUCACCAGCCGAAUCGAAGUCGAUGCACCGUCAACGAAAAUCUACCGCUUCCACGGUGCUGUGAUACAUCCUUCCGGGGAGCGAGUACCGGUUUCGACGGAAAGUUUGCUGCUUAGAGAAAGUCGCCUAAAGAACACGGAUUACGCAGAAGGAAUCGUUGUGUACGCUGGACACGAAACGAAGGCAAUGCUCAACAACAGUGGCCCCAGAUAUAAGCGAUCCCGUAUCGAGCAGCAGAUGAACAUCGAUGUGAUAUGGUGCGUUAUCAUACUGAUUGUGCUGUGCAUCGUCGGUGCGGUGGGAUGUAAGCUGUGGCUUUCCUUCUAUGGAACCGACUCCGACGGUACGUCCAGUGGUACGAACAACGAUACAUUCCGCAUACCUUUCCUACCGUUCGAGAUUAAUCCCGACUACGAGGGUUUGCUAGCGUUCUGGACGUUCGUCAUUAUUCUGCAAAUUAUGAUACCGCUCUCCCUGUACGUUACAAUCGAGCUGUGCAAACUGAUGCAGGUAUACCACAUACACAACAACAUUGAGCUGUACGAUCCGGAUUCGAACAAGCGAACCGAGUGCCGUGCAAUGAACAUCACGGAGGAGCUUGGUCAGAUACAGUACGUCUUCUCGGACAAAACGGGCACGUUGACGGAAAAUCGCAUGAUAUUCCGACGGUGCACGAUCGUCGGCGUGGACUACAACCAUCCGGAAACGGAGGAAGAGAAGGAGCUGAACAAAAUCGGUGCACCGGUACCGAUUCUUCAGCCCAAUCUGAACUUGCUCGAGAAUUUCCGCGGCAAUUCCCAGUCCUCGCUAGAAACGGCAGCAAACCAAGCGGUGGGUGGUCGGAAUACCGGCGAUGGUGGAAGCGAAACCGUCACCAAUCAAAUACAGGAAUUCUUUCUGGUGCUGGCUAUAUGCAAUACAGUGGUGGUUAGUGCGACUCCGCACCGAGAUAACAUGAAUGCGAGCGGCGUGAUCGAAAUGAACGAUAGCGAUACGAGCGUUACGCUUGUGCGGCCUGCUUUGGUGGACACGGACGGUGGCAGUCUCCCGCUGACGGCGUGCGACCCAACGAUCGGUGAUCGGUAUGCCCGAUUGACGGAGUCUCGGUCCAUAACACCUUCUCCGCCACCGAACGCACCGUCGUCGUUGCCUCUCAAGGCGGCCCAUGUGCCAUCCCUGUCGCCGAUCAGCAGUUCGGCCGAAACAUCGCCCAUGUCCGAGAGUCCGCCGAUGCGGAUAAAAUCGCUGACUACGCCUACGGCGAAGGUGAAAUCGCUCGUAGCAAAGCUAGGCAACGUGGCGAGCAGCGCAAAGGGCGGUGGCGUUUUUAAGAGCGCCGACAGGAGCAGUACGGGCAGCACCAGUAGCAGUAAGAAUCGAUUCGCUUCGAACAACAGCAGCAGUGGCGCUUCGAAAUUCCACAAGUCCUUUUCACAGGGCUCCUCAUCGCCUGCCUCCAGUCGACCAAUUUACGAAGCAGAAAGCCCUGAUGAGCUGGCGCUUGUCAAUGCCGCCUUUAGCUACGAUUGCUGUUUGGUGAACCGAAGCCCAAACCACGUCCUCGUCAGUGUGCCCGGCGAAGGCGUCAUAGAGUACGAGGUGCUGAAAGUGCUUCCCUUCGAUUCUGCCCGCAAAUGCAUGUCCGUGGUUGUACGACGAACGGGGACGCAGGAUGUGGUACUGUACACGAAGGGUGCGGACAGUAGCAUCAUCCCGAAUCUGGUACCUUGCACGCCGGGCUCGGAAGAGUAUCGUUUGCGCGAGCAGACACAACAUCAGUUGAAUGUGUACGCACGGCAAGGGCUGCGUGUGCUAGUCAUGGCCAAGCGCAAGCUGGAUGCGACCGAUUUUAGCGAAUGGUACAGCAAGCACGAGGAAUGCGAACUAAGCAUGGAGAAUCGGGAGCGCAAGAUUCGAGAAUCGUUCGGAUUGCUCGAAAGAGGCCUGACGCUCGUGGGGACCACCGGCAUUGAGGAUCGUUUGCAGGAGGGCGUUCCCGAGACAAUCACCUCGCUGCUACAAGCCGGUAUCGUGAUUUGGGUGCUGACGGGCGAUAAAGCCGAAACGGCCAUUAACAUUGCCUACUCGGCGAAGCUGUUCAACUCGCAGAUGGACAUCCUUAAACUGACUGCCCGAUCGCGCGAUUCGGCGGAAGCGAGUAUAAACUUUUACCUCAACGAAAUAGAAAAGCAGCUCAACUCCAACGGAGGCUCCAGCGAUGCAGACGAUGCGUUUGAUCAGCUGGAUAAAGCACGCGCACUAGUCGUGGAUGGGAAAACGCUCACCUUUAUACUGGAUUUGCGAUCCAACCUCACCAAGCCAUUCCUAAGACUGACCCGUUACUGUUCGUCUGUGCUGUGCUGUCGGGCGACACCACUGCAGAAGGCGUUCCUCGUGAAGGUGGUGAAAGAGGAGCUUCGUAUCAGCACGCUUGCCAUCGGUGACGGUGCAAACGAUGUCUCUAUGAUUCAGAUGGCCGACGUUGGCGUGGGUAUCUGCGGACAGGAAGGCAUGCAAGCAGUUAUGGCAUCCGAUUUUUCAAUCGCCAAGUUCAAAAUGCUGGAAAAGUUGUUGCUUGUACAUGGACACUGGAAUUACGAUCGAUUGGCGCGCAUGAUCAUCUACUUUUUCUAUAAAAAUGCGGCAUUCGUGUUUCUUUUGUUCUGGUACCAAUUUUACUGUGGAUUUUCCGGUGCUGUCAUGAUUGAUCAAGUGUACUUAAUGAUCUAUAAUUUGCUGUUUACGGCCCUUCCCCCGCUGGCAAUUGGGGUGUACGAUAAGAAGAUUAUGGACGACCUUCUUCUGGCGUAUCCACAGUUGUAUCAGCAUGGACGUCGGGGGAAAGGCUACAAGUGGUCUACCUUUUGGAUUGUGAUGCUCGAUGCAGUGUACCAGAGUUUGGUGAUAUUUUUCGUAGCAAAGGCAGCGUACUGGGGAUCGGACGUGGAUUUAUGGGUGUUUGGCACAACGAUUACGUCCUCCUGCUUGUUUACGAUGCUGCUACACUGUGCCAUAGAAAUUAAAUCAUGGACAAUCUUGCAUGUCUUAUCGAUAGUGAUUAGUUUGGUGUCGUUCUAUGCGUUUGCAUUUGCGUACAAUUCGGUUUGUGUCAACUGCUUCGGGUUGCCGUCCAAUUAUUGGGUUAUUCAUAUGAGCAUGAGUACAAUACAGUAUUAUCUGAUUACGCUGCUUACUUCCGUACUUGCCCUGCUGCCACGAUUCACGUAUCGUGUCAUCAAAAAUACCAUUUGGCCCUGCGAAGGCGUACGGGUGACACUGCAGUACAAAGAAGAAAAACGAAGAGGUGAGAAUCUGCUGGUAACCUGGUCUCGUUCGACGUCUGCCUCAUCCAUAUUCAGGUACUUAACACACACAACCUCAAGCAAUCACUCGAAAUCCAGUACGCUGAUCACGAGAAAGCGUUCCGCUACGACCACUGCCGUCGGUGGAAUACUCGAGCGCAACGCUCCACGGCAGCGAUUUGGCUAUUAGGCGAAUGUCGAUGUCGUCGGUCUCGCCAUAGCUUCUACCCAGCGUGAACCCAGCAACAGAUCCCAAUGAAAUGUCAAUGGAAUGUUGGGAAAGAAUUGGAAACGCGCGCAUAUCAGCAUGUGCACAUUUGUCCUCAAUCCUCAAUCUCUGUGUCUAUUUUCGAUCACUACAAGCAGUCUGCAGUAGAAAGCGAUUUGUUAACAGGCCUGGGGGUAAAUAAUUUUUGAUGCUUUUGUACUGCUUUUCACAAAUAUUUUAAAUGUUCUGCUUCCACGGUUGGUUUCUUAUUCGGUGUGUGUAUUAUGUGUGUGUGUAUCUCUCUGGUGGUGGACUGUGCGGGUAGUGUUUGGUGUAUGUUAUUUUUUAGUUGGUAGUGGCAUUAGACAAAAAAACAGGGAAGUUAUCAAAAUUAUUCAUUUUUUUUUAUUUUUUGCAAAAGUGACAAUUUCGAUUCAUUCAUACUCGACAAAAUGUCUGCAUACUGUUACAGUUUUUUUAUGUACUAUUUCAACUCAUCUCUUCUUCCAUUAAUUUAUUGCUUAUUAAGUCUAUGGACAUAUUUCUAUUUAAACAUAUUUCGAACAUUCCACACUAACAUUGUAUUUUUAAUACAAAAUCCUUCUUCUUCAAUUAUACACGGUAGGUAUACGAGACUCCUAACUAUACUAAACUUCCCUUUGCAUGGUCAUUUAGAUAAUGUGUGCUUCUUGCUAAAAUUAACCACUUACCAUACGAUUUGCAUUUGUUUAUAUUUUCAUCAAACGCACCUGUAGCAUAUGAGUUUUGUUGAAGUUGUGUGUGUGUGUGAUGUUUUGUUACCCUAAAUAUGGCUGAGGUAAGUCUUUCAACAGUCGACUACACCAUAUACACUAUUACACCUACACUGUUUUCCUUUUCCACUAUAUUUUGAGUGUGUUUUUUUUUUCGUUCACAUUGUGACUUCUUUCUUUUAGAUUAGAAUCACUGUAUAAUUAGGAUCACUUAUCACAUUCUAUAAAUUCUCGUGUGUGUUACCCUCGGAGAGCAAAGAACCACUACACGGAUUGUACAGAAACAAGUGGAAUAGAUUAGAUGCAAACACGGGACACUUGGGGUGUGUUUGAAUGAUUUUUUUUUUAAUUUAUAUGUUGCUGUGAGUGCCGUUUUUGGCUUGUUCUUUUGCAAAUGUUCGAAUGAUGUGUUUUCCGCUUUUCAAUUUUUCAAUGCUUUACAAUCUCACAAGAUGAACUACACACUUCAAUGGCAAUCAUAAUAAUGUAUGUUCUUGUAUUUAUUGCAAAACGUAUUUUCGUUGCAGAACCUCCCAUUACAGGACUUCGCAUAAGGCUGUAGACGGCAGAUAACAUGGCGCUUGCAGCAAAAUUAAGUAUACAGAUAUAAAAUGUUUGCCAAUCGCCCCGUCCCGUUGUCAUUCUUUGCAUUGGUAUGAAAAGCUUUUUCCAAUUCGGGCGGCUUUGCAUUGGACUGCUUUUUAAAAGGGAUAAACAUAGAUAACACAAACUCUACGCUGAUAGAACGUCAAAUUACGCAUAGAAACAAACGAUGCUACUUUCCAGUGAUACCCAAGAAAAAAAAACAAUCAAUCAAACAAAAAGUAACUUUAAAGGAACAUUGUUCUAGCGGCCUUAUCACGUAAUAUAUGCUACAUGUACUGAAUUUCUUUCUCAAAGAAGAAGAGCAUACAGCAAAGUGAAGUAAUCGUCCAUAUCCUAACACCCUUUAUGUAUCAUAACAAUGGACAAGCUCGCACACUUGUAAGUGAGACACUUUAUAGGGAUACGAUCAUUGAAAUGAAGCAUUGCGUGAGAGCAAAAGUGUAAUUUAUUAAUUCUGGUUUUACAUGUGAGCAAAAAGGUAGGAGAGCAAAUGCUUCAAUAAGAUUUUUGAUGUUUCGUUAUUUGCGAGGGGUAAAGAGCUCACGCAAGCGCGGAUAGAUAAAAGUAAAUGCUGCGACCACGGCUGUGAAUGUGAAUGCUUAACUGGAGCGCUCCCGAAAAGAACUGCGAUUUUGCGACACACGAGCAUGAUUGUUUAUUGGAGUUUAUGGGAAGGGAGAAAGAUACAAUAAUUUAAAUCUAUCUUAGAUGACAAUAAAAGUAAAAUAGCGGUCGCAUCAUCCUGGAAAACCCCUUUGUAUAGAAUGAAGUAUGCAUUUAAUGUAGACCAAUAACACAGAAUUAGUAUAGCUGAAUGGAAAAUGAAAAGACGACCAAGUGCCUCUUGCUGUUCACGAGGACGCGCUUUAUAUUGACUAAUGUGCAUAAUUGCUACACAUACAUCUAUAAUUUAACUGUGGCUUACUGUCUAUGCUGGAAAGAAGAUACUAGGAAACAAAUAAACAAAUGUAAGCUUAACGAGUUAUAGGUAGGAACAGCGAUUGAUAACAUCGAUCGCAAGGAUAUGCAAACCGAUACAGCUAAUUAAAUUGUAGAAAUGUUAAUACUUUGCGCGAAUUUCUCGCUUCUUGAGCUUUUUGUUCGUACAGAGCUCAGAUUGUUGUGUUCAUGCAGGACGGUUGAGCGGUUGUUCGAAAUUUUUUGGUGCGCACACGGGCACAUACCUGGAUAGCUCUAUUUCUGUAUGAACAGAUAGUAAGGAAUAGCAAUAAUUAUCCUCACCCGUAGGAAUGGGAAAAGAAAAGUAAAAUGAAAACCCUUCAUUAUAUGUAUAUUUAUAUCUGUAAAUGGAUAGAUUGUACGAUGAGACGACCAGCAGCAUUGCAACAUGUGUGUUCGCUGGCUAACUGGGAAUUAUUGCACCGUUAAAAGAUGAAAUAUUUUUUAUACACAGUGACAAAAAUAAAACCAACAGAAAAAAAAUACUAGAAAA
Anopheles gambiae (African malaria mosquito) is the source of this 8744-nucleotide messenger RNA. Its product is annotated as phospholipid-transporting ATPase VD. The record is from RefSeq and is a predicted model, not a curated record. Gene Ontology annotation, biological process: phospholipid translocation. The transcript is spliced from 11 exons. Gene Ontology annotation, molecular function: magnesium ion binding; ATPase-coupled intramembrane lipid carrier activity; ATP hydrolysis activity. Gene Ontology annotation, cellular component: plasma membrane. The coding region runs from base 1101 to 5915 and encodes 1604 amino acids. NCBI's taxonomy places the organism in Eukaryota, Metazoa, Arthropoda, Insecta, Diptera, Culicidae.